Messenger RNA from Scomber japonicus (chub mackerel), 806 nucleotides. RefSeq names its product complement C1q-like protein 4. The record is from RefSeq and is a predicted model, not a curated record. Bases 29 to 628 code for a protein of 199 amino acids. The transcript has 4 exons. Gene Ontology annotation, molecular function: protein binding. Lineage: Eukaryota; Metazoa; Chordata; Actinopteri; Scombriformes; Scombridae.
UCUGUCCUCCUCGUCUCAUCCUGCCACAAUGUCCCUGAAACUCUCCGUCCUGCUGCUGGUAACCCUGGCCUGCUUGGCCCGCUCUGGCUCGGCUCAGAUCGACGUCGAGGCGGAGCUGAAAAAGGUCCAGAGCGAUCUGGAGGAGCUGAAGGCUGAGAAACAAGCGAUGGUUGAGCGUCUGGAUGCGGCUGAGGGAGAACUGAAGAAACUCAAAGAAACUCCUAAAGUUGCGUUCACUGCCUCGCUGGGAGGAGACGGCCUUCAGAAGACGACAACAGGAAACAUGGAUCUGGUCUACAGAGAAGUUCUGACCAACGUGGGCGAAGCUUACAACACUGAGACAGGCGAGUUCACAGCACCAGUUCGUGGCGUCUACUACGUCCGCUUCACCACCAACGGUCCCACCGACUUCCCGAUGAGCGCCGUGCUCUACAAGAACAACAACGAGAUCCAGCUGAUCACUCACGAGCAGCCGUCCGGCGAGGGCAGUGACACCGCAUCUAACGGCGGCGCUCUGCUGCUGGAGCAAGGAGACAAGCUCAAGAUGGUUCUGUGGCACAACACGCAGAUCUGGGACAACAGCAACCACCACAGCACCUUCACCGGCUUCCUGCUCUUCCCCAUGUGAGGGCCAACAAGUCCAAAAAAACUAAAGAAAUCCAAAAGGAAAUCGGCACCGACUGAUUCCACCCAAAACUGUAAUUUUUCUCCUUUGAAUUUCACAGUAAAAGACCAGCUGGACUUGUGUAUUUUCUGUCUUUGUUCUCCUUUGAAUUUCACAAUAAAAGACCAGCUGGACUUGUGUA